UAUCCCUGCGCCUGUGCGCGCGCGGUGGAGGCGAAGGCCGGAGGAGCGAGCGGAGGAGUGGGUGGGGGAACGGCCACGGCGGUUGCGGUGUGGCGGCAGCGGCCGGCAUGGGAGGCAGCGCCCGCUCCCGUGGCGGUACGGUGGGGCAAGUGGCCUGUUAGGAACCGGCGAGGGGGAAAAAAUCUCGGUGGCCGCCCUUCCCCGCAUUCACCCCCUCCCUCUCCUUCCCCGCCACCUUCCCCGCCCGCCUGGAAGCAUGAACUGGCAGUGGAGGUGCUGCUCCUCGCCGCCGCCUCCCCGCCGGUGAGAGCGAGGAGGGAAGGAAGAUGGGGGCCGUCCUGCGCAGCCUACUUGCCUGCAGUUUUUGUUCCCUGAUGAGAGCUGCCCCACUGUUGCUGUAUGCGAACCGACGUGACCUGCGACUGGUCGAUGCUGCCAACGGGAAGGAAAACGCCACGGUGAUCGUGGAUGGCUUGGAGGAUGCAGCAGCAGUGGACUUUGUAUUUGUGAAGGGGUUGAUAUACUGGAGCGAUGUCAGUGAAGAAGCCAUCAAACGAACAGAAUUCAAUAAAUCUGGGAGUGUACAAAAUGUAGUCAUUUCUGGACUUCUGUCACCCGAUGGGCUGGCCUGUGACUGGCUGGGAGAGAAAUUAUACUGGACAGAUUCCGAAACAAAUAGGAUCGAAGUUUCUAAUUUGGAUGGAUCACUGAGAAAAGUUUUGUUUUGGCAAGAACUGGAUCAGCCCCGAGCGAUUGCCUUAGAUCCUACAAGAGGGUUCAUGUAUUGGACAGACUGGGGAGAAGUGCCAAAGAUAGAACGUGCUGGGAUGGACGGUUCAAGCCGCUCCGUUAUCGUUAACACGGACAUAUAUUGGCCAAAUGGACUGACUCUGGAUUAUGAAGAACAGAAACUUUACUGGGCAGAUGCUAAACUGAAUUUCAUCCACAAAUCAAAUCUGGAUGGAAGUCAUAGGCAAGCAGUGGUUAAAGGCUCCCUUCCACAUCCCUUUGCUCUGACGCUGUUUGGGGACACGUUGUACUGGACUGACUGGAACACACACUCCAUCUUGGCCUGCAGCAAGUACUCCGGGGAGGACCUGCGUGAAGUACAUUCCAACAUCUUCUCUCCCAUGGAUAUCCAUGCUUUCAGCCAGAAGAGGCAGCCAAAUGCUACAAACCCAUGUGGAAUUAAUAAUGGUGGCUGCUCCCACUUGUGUUUGAUGUCUCCUACCAAGCCCUCUUAUCAGUGUGCAUGUCCCACUGGUGUGAAACUUCUUGAGAAUGGCAAGACCUGCAAAGAUGGUGCCACUGAACUGCUGCUCCUAGCCCGCCGGACAGACUUGAGGCGGAUUUCCUUAGACACCCCUGAUUUCACCGACAUCGUUCUGCCCCUGGAGGACAUCCGUCACGCCAUCGCCAUCGACUUCGACCCUCUGGAGGGGUACAUCUACUGGACUGAUGAUGAGGUCAGGGCCAUCCGGCGCUCCUUCAUCGACGGCUCCGGCAGUCAGUUUGUCGUCACCGCACAGAUCGCGCAUCCCGACGGCAUCGCCGUCGACUGGGUGGCCCGGAACCUCUACUGGACUGACACUGGCACGGACCGCAUCGAGGUCACAAGGCUUAACGGCACCAUGAGGAAAAUCCUCAUUUCGGAAGACCUGGAAGAACCCAGAGCUAUUGUGCUGGAUCCCAUGCUUGGGUACAUGUACUGGACUGACUGGGGAGAAAUCCCAAAGAUCGAGAGGGCAGCCUUAGAUGGCUCAGACAGAACUGUGCUGGUGAACACCUCGCUUGGCUGGCCCAAUGGACUGGCCUUGGAUUAUGCAGAAAGCAAGAUAUACUGGGGAGACGCCAAAACAGACAAAAUAGAGGUCAUGAAUGCUGAUGGAACUGGGAGGAGAGUUCUGGUGGAGGACAAGCUGCCUCACAUCUUUGGAUUCACACUGCUGGGGGACUAUGUUUAUUGGACAGACUGGCAGAGACGCAGCAUUGAACGUGUGCAUAAGCGCACAGCAGAGAGAGAGAUCAUCAUAGAUCAACUGCCUGAUCUGAUGGGCCUGAAAGCUACAAAUGUCCACCAGAUCAUUGGUACAAACCCUUGUGCAGAGGAUAAUGGUGGCUGCAGCCACCUGUGUCUGUACAGGCCCCAAGGCCUUCGCUGUGCCUGCCCCAUAGGCUUGGAGCUCAUCAGUGACAUGAAGACCUGCAUUGUCCCAGAAGCUUUCCUGCUCUUCUCUCGGAGAGCAGAUAUCAGGAGAAUCUCUUUAGAAACAAACAACAACAACGUUGCCAUUCCGCUCACCGGAGUCAAGGAGGCUUCUGCCCUGGAUUUUGAUGUGACAGACAAUCGGAUAUACUGGACUGACAUUUCACUGAAGACCAUCAGCAGAGCGUUCAUGAAUGGCAGCGCACUGGAACACGUGGUGGAGUUUGGCUUGGAUUACCCAGAGGGCAUGGCUGUAGACUGGCUGGGAAAGAACUUGUACUGGGCUGACACUGGAACCAACCGCAUAGAGGUGUCCAAGCUGGAUGGGCAGCACCGCCAGGUGCUGGUGUGGAAAGAUCUGGACAGUCCCCGCGCCUUGGCCUUGGACCCUGCCGAGGGGUUUAUGUACUGGACUGAGUGGGGUGGUAAGCCAAAGAUUGACCGAGCUGCUAUGGAUGGCAGUGAGAGGACCACCUUGGUACCCAAUGUGGGACGUGCCAAUGGCUUAACCAUUGACUAUGCUAAGCGCCGCCUGUACUGGACUGACCUUGACACCAACCUGAUAGAGUCCUCCAACAUGCUAGGCCUUGACCGUGAGAUUAUAGCUGAUGACUUGCCUCACCCCUUUGGCUUGACUCAGUACCAGGAUUACAUUUACUGGACAGACUGGAGCCGGCGCAGCAUCGAACGAGCCAACAAGACCAGUGGCCAGAACAGAACCAUCAUCCAAGGGCACCUGGAUUAUGUUAUGGACAUCUUGGUCUUCCAUUCCUCCAGGCAGGCAGGCUGGAAUGAGUGUGCUUCUAGCAACGGUCACUGCUCUCACCUCUGCUUAGCAGUCCCUGUUGGUGGUUUUGUCUGUGGCUGCCCAGCUCACUAUUCCCUCAACUCUGACAACAGGACCUGUAGUGCUCCUACAACCUUUCUGUUGUUCAGUCAGAAGAAUGCAAUUAACCGCAUGGUGAUAGACGAGCAGCAGAGUCCAGACAUCAUACUCCCCAUCCACAGCCUGAGGAACGUUCGAGCCAUUGACUAUGACCCCCUGGAGAAGCAGCUCUACUGGAUUGACUCUCGGCAGAACAUCAUCCGGAAGGCACAGGAGGAUGGCAGCCAGAGCCUGACAGUGGUGACAAGUCCAGUUCCCAACCAGAACCUCGACAUGCAGCCAUAUGACCUGAGCAUUGACAUCUACAGCCGCUACAUCUACUGGACCUGUGAAGCUACCAAUGUGAUCAAUGUCACCCGCCUGGAUGGCAGACCCAUGGGAGUGGUGCUCAAAGGAGAUCAGGAUAGGCCCAGGGCCAUUGUGGUGAAUCCAGAGAAAGGGUACAUGUAUUUCACCAACCUGCAGGAAAGGUCUCCUAAAAUUGAGAGGGCAGCCCUGGAUGGAACUGAACGAGAGGUGCUUUUUUUCAGUGGCUUGAGCAAGCCUAUAGCCUUAGCUCUCGACAGCCAGCUGGGCAAGUUGUUCUGGGCUGACUCAGAUCUGCGCAGAAUCGAGAGCAGCGACCUGUCAGGUGCUAACCGGAUCGUGCUGGAGGACUCCAAUAUCCUGCAGCCUGUGGGCUUGACUGUGUUUGAGAACUGGCUGUACUGGAUCGACAGGCAGCAGCAGAUGAUCGAGAAGAUCGACAUGACCGGGCGAGAAGGGCGCACAAAGGUCCAGGCUCGCAUUGCACAGCUCAGUGACAUCCACGCUGUGAAGGAGCUCAACCUUCAGGAGUAUAGACAACAUCCUUGUUCCCAAGACAAUGGUGGCUGCACACACAUUUGUGUUGUGAAGGGUGAUGGCACUACGCGCUGCUCUUGCCCAGUGCACCUUGUUCUGCUGCAGGAUGAGCUGUCCUGUGGAGAACCACCAACAUGCUCCCCUCAGCAGUUCACCUGUUUCACAGGUGAGAUUGACUGCAUCCCGGUCGCCUGGCGCUGUGAUGGGUUCACCGAGUGUGAAGACCACAGUGACGAAAAGAACUGCCCACUGUGCUCAGAUAGCCAGUUCCAGUGUGAGAGUGGGCAGUGCAUAGACAGUGCCCUCCGCUGCAACGGGGAAGCAAACUGCCAGGACAACUCGGAUGAGAAGAACUGCGAAGUGCUCUGCUUAACCGAUCAGUUCCGCUGCACCAGUGGGCAGUGCAUUGGGAAAAGCAAGAAAUGUGAUCACAACCUGGACUGCAGCGACAGCUCAGAUGAACAAGGAUGCUACACGACGGAGGAGCCUGCCCCACAGCCCAACAACACCAUAGGGUCCAUCAUUGGGGUGAUCCUCACAGUGUUCGUGGUUGGAGCAAUGUACUUCAUCUGCCAGAGGGUGCUGUGCCCACGCAUGAAGGGAGAUGGGGAAACAAUGACCAAUGAUUACGUGGUGCAUGGACCAGCCUCUGUGCCUCUUGGAUAUGUGCCUCACCCAAGCUCUUUAUCAGGGUCUCUUCCUGGGAUGUCCCGAGGGAAAUCUGUGAUCAGCUCCCUCAGCAUUAUGGGAGGGAGCAGUGGACCACCCUAUGACAGGGCCCAUGUCACUGGAGCCUCUUCCAGUAGUUCUUCAAGCACCAAAGGCACUUACUUUCCUCCAAUUUUGAAUCCACCACCAUCCCCAGCUACCGAACGCUCCCAUUACACCAUGGAAUUUGGUUACUCUUCAAACAGCCCCUCCACUCACAGAUCCUACAGCUACCGGCCGUACAGCUACCGGCACUUCGCGCCGCCCACGACGCCCUGCAGCACGGACGUGUGUGACAGCGACUACGCCCCCAGCCGCCGGGUGACGACGGCGGCGGCCAAGGGCUACACCAGCGACCUGAACUACGACUCGGAGCCCGUGCCUCCGCCGCCCACGCCGCGCAGCCAGUACCUGUCGGCGGAGGAGAACUAUGAGAGCUGCCCGCCCUCACCCUACACGGAGCGCAGCUACUCGCACCACCUCUACCCACCGCCCCCUUCCCCCUGCACGGACUCCUCAUGAGGAGCAGCUCCCCCACCCCCUUCUCUGCCUCUGCCCUGGAAGUGUAAAUAUCCUAAUGUUCUGCUGGGGAGCUUCUCGGCCGUGGCUGAGGUAGGACAGUGUACAGUUAAAUGUUAUUGAACGGGGUGGAGGAAAGCUGAAGAUAUUUGUACAGGAAAAAAAAAAAAAAGAAAAACAAACAAAAAAAAACAAAAAGGAUAUUUAUAUAUUUUCUUAACCAGCAACUGCUGCUUGUGCCAUAAGAAGAAAAAAAAAAUUUUUUUUGUAUAAAAGAACCCAGACGUUUGUACAAAAAAAAAAAAAGUGUUUAUUUUUUCAAAUGGAACACAAAAACAUGCCUUAAAUCCAGUGAAGUGACUCAGCACAUGAGGAAGUGGAAGGACUGGGAUGUGUCACUUGUCCAGCGAGGUGAGCCGUGGGGUUUGUCAAUACCAAAAAUGUUUAAUGGAGAAUAAAGAGGUCUGCCUCGGAGCAGUGUACCAUAGAUACUUGGAAGUAGCCAAAUAACCUCUAUGUUAACGACAGAGGGCCAGCAACUGAAGUUUAAACUUGAAAACGCAAUCAGGACAGAUCUGAACCUUACACAAAGGGCUUUGUUUUCUACAGGAACACAGCAAUGGUAGCAGUGAAUCCACAAAACCAAUCACUUUUUAAAGUUAAUGCACCUCUGCUUUUCCUUAAUGAAUUUACCAAACUAGAGCCUUUAGAGCUUUCUCCCUGCUUCUGGAAUUUCAAUGAGUUUUUUUUCUGCUCUAUUUUAAAGUGUGCUUUUCCCCCUUUUUCUCCCCUCCUUUUUUAGCUGUUCCCAUCUCUUCUGCAUCCUUUCUUCCUGCCCUUGUCACUUUAAACCACAAUGUCCUUAUUUAAAGUACUGCUAAAACUGGGCUGCUGUAAAUUCUCUUUUUUUCCUUCCAAUUAGCCUCCUCAUGCAGCCAGUAGAGGUAGGAUUCCCUCCUUCAUUUACCAGUGCAGUAGGAUUCUGUUUUGUACCAGGUCAGUAUGAUUUUUCACAUCAUUGACAAGGGUAAUACUCAUAUACCUGAAU
Messenger RNA from Dryobates pubescens (Downy woodpecker), 6210 nucleotides. RefSeq names its product LDL receptor related protein 6 (gene LRP6). The record is from RefSeq and is a predicted model, not a curated record. The transcript has 23 exons. Gene Ontology annotation, biological process: Wnt signaling pathway involved in somitogenesis; chemical synaptic transmission; receptor-mediated endocytosis involved in cholesterol transport. Gene Ontology annotation, molecular function: Wnt receptor activity; Wnt-protein binding. NCBI's taxonomy places the organism in Eukaryota, Metazoa, Chordata, Aves, Piciformes, Picidae. The coding region runs from base 327 to 5165 and encodes 1612 amino acids.